Molecule: messenger RNA, 1079 nt
Organism: Camelina sativa (false flax)
Lineage: Eukaryota; Viridiplantae; Streptophyta; Magnoliopsida; Brassicales; Brassicaceae
Source: RefSeq, a predicted model, not a curated record
AUGGAUAAAGAGAAGGGAGCAAGCAGUAAGAAGAGAGUUUUGAGAGAGAGAAAACAGAGAAAGUGUAAGCAAAGCAAUGAUGGUGAUGAUGAUGUUAUGAACAGAAAAGAGAGGAAGAAGCGUAAACCAAGUGACAACCCAGAUGCUGAUAUUCAAGCUAGAGAAGGGCCACAGAAAAAGAAGAUUAAAUCUGAUGAUGUUGGUGGUGUGCAAAGAAAAAGUGAACGAAAUACAAUUCCUUCUAUUCACACUCAGCCGCCUUACACGGCCGAGAAGAAGAAGGACCCAAUACUUUAUCCUUUUUCCAAAGUUGAUAAGACCCGGUUAGAUGUAUUUAGUGACUGGAAGAAUUCAAGGAAAGCAAAGCAACUAACAAUUCUGGGUAAAAAAGUUGAUGCCAAGUGGUUCACAACACUAGAGACGCCAGGGAAGUCGUUAACAACAAUGCAUGUUGAUACAGUUGUGAAGUUGUUAAGCAGAAGAGAAGAAAGUCAUCCGCACUUCUUUAAAAGCAAAGCAUUGACAUUGGCUGAAACUUCUUUUUUGAGAGAGAUUGAUGAAUAUUACUCAAUAUUCGUUGACAACAAAGACGAAUAUGAGUUCCCUGAAGAAGGAUUCAGUCAACUCUUCAAGGAAGCACCUACAAACAAAAUACUGGCGCCAAUGUUGGUUAAGGAAAGGCUUUGGAUGCCAUUGAUGAUCAAUUUGGAGAAGAAGGAGUUGAUUAUCUACGACUUAGGCAAGCAUUUCUACACCAACAAAAUUAAAGACAAACAGGUGGGUGCAUAUGCUGUUGCAAUGCCUUAUAUUGCCCAGAAGAAGUUUGGGAUGAAAAAUGAUACAAAGAAAUCUCCGUUCAGAAUCAGUAUUAUAAAUUGCAUACCUCAGGUUGAUAAGAUUGAAGAUAGUGGUGUCUUCAUGCUGAAGACAAUCGAAUGUUUGGCUAUGAGCAUAACAACACAUGGCAAUCUUAAAAAUGAGUCAAUUGGUGAUUUACGGAAGAAAAUGGCGGUUGAUAUCUUUGCAGAAUUACAAAAUGACUAGGAUAAUGGAAGUUUGCAUCUUGCUGGUAUAUGAAC